Molecule: messenger RNA, 1636 nt
Organism: Striga asiatica
Lineage: Eukaryota; Viridiplantae; Streptophyta; Magnoliopsida; Lamiales; Orobanchaceae
Source: the annotation of a GenBank genome assembly
CGUCUGUCUGAAGGAUCCCAAGUUGAUGUGGCAAUGUUUCAUCAUUCAUGAGUUUCAUAACACUAAUAACGACCAUAAUUCCUUGAGCUCAAAGCCACAAACCCACUCACAGCCCCACAUUUGAUAAUUGGGUCCAAGCCUACUCAAUUGCAGUUUAAAAGAAAGAAAGGAAAAUAAACUAUGACUACAAAUGAGACAGUAUUAGAUUUGGGUGGUAGCAGAAGAAGAGGCAAUGCCCCAAAAGCAGGCUCUGUUUGGGAAAGUCGAAUGAAGCUCGAUCAAGUCAAAGGUGGCUUCAAAGCAUUCAGUCCCAAUCAAGAGAGUUCCCAAGACAACAUUCAUAACAACAACGACAAUCCUCAAGUUCAGAUUGAUAAAAAGGCAAACGAAAUCACGAGGGCCAAACAGAGCCCUCCUAUUGGGUCGACCGACAGACGAAAAACAUGGAAAUCUGAUAAAUCGAACUCAAUUCAGAUUGCGAGGCAGAGAUCUGAACUCAGGAAGAAUUUGGACAAAGAAUUUAAGGAAUCGGGUAUCAAGAGAAAUAGAUCGAUCCCAUCAAGGGAUGAAAAUGUGAAGAAUGCGAUUCAAUUGAGGAAAGUGAAGUCUGAUUCCACUGAGUUGGAUAAAAUUGAAGAGAAAAAUGAUGAGAUCAAUAAUUCUGAGCCAAACAGGGAUUUGAAGGGUAGUAAUGGGGAUAUUGACAAGAGCCCAGAAAAAGGGAUUUCAAGAUCUGGUGGCGAGUUGGCCGAUGGUCCGAAAGAAUCAGAUUUGGGUAACAAUGGUGAUGAAAAGGAUAAGGAAAUUGAGGUUGAAAUAAAGAGUAAACCUGUGAUUGAGGAGAAAAAACUGCUUCAAAACAAUGAGAGAUCAGUUUUGAGUUCAACAAAUGUUAGAAAACAGCCAAGAUUUCAUCCUGCCCCAACAAAAACCAAGCCAAUUGACCUAAUAAUGUGGAAAGAUGUAUCAAAAUCAGCAUUUAUAUUUGGUAUUGGAACAUUUGGUAUUAUUUCGUCUUCGUACACAAAGGAUCUUAGCAUCAGCUUGAUUUCUGUCAUGUCCUACUUAGGCCUUGUAUACCUAGCUGCAAUAUUUCUUUUCAGAUCCCUCUUUACCAGGAGAGCAAUGGAUGUAGAUAGUGAGAAUCAAGAUUUGGUUGUUGGAGAGGAAGAAGCAAUUUGGAUAGUAAAACUAAUUCUUCCUUAUUUAAAUGAGUUUCUUCUUAAAUUGAGAGCUCUGUUUUCAGGGGACCCUGCUACUACGAUGAAGUUGGCAGUGUUGCUAUUCAUUUUGGCUAGGUGUGGAAGCUCCAUAACCAUAUGGAAGAUGGCCAAAUUGGGUCAGUUGUUCAUGUUGUUUGUGGCCUUCAAGUACUAUCAGCAGUCACUAAUGAAAGAUGGAUUGGAGAAUGAAGAAAGAGGUAGAAACAUGGAAGGACAUAAGUUGAGACGGAAUUCGGCCGCAAUUGAAACAAGAAAACAGAAGAAAGCGUGUUGAGAAAGAGGGGUUGUAUAGUUAUAGGAAAUUAGGAAUUGUGAGUGAGCUUUAAUUUUUUUUUUUAAUAUACAUGUGAAGUAAAGAUAAGAGAGAGUGAGAGAAGAAGAGAAUUUUGUACUAGUUAGUGUAAAACUUGCAU